This is a messenger RNA of Truncatella angustata, 1557 nucleotides long. RefSeq names its product alcohol acetyltransferase. The transcript has 2 exons. Bases 1 to 1557 code for a protein of 518 amino acids. Gene Ontology annotation, molecular function: N-acetyltransferase activity. The record is from RefSeq and is a predicted model, not a curated record. NCBI's taxonomy places the organism in Eukaryota, Fungi, Ascomycota, Sordariomycetes, Amphisphaeriales, Sporocadaceae.
AUGUCCUGUUUUGGGCAUAAAGAUGCAGCCAAAGGCUCGGUGCCGGAUGUCUUGCGACGAAUUGGCCCUGUUGAAGGUUAUCAAUCAGCACAGCAUCUACUUGGUUUCUACUGCGCUUGCGCAGUGACGAGCCAGUACACAUUUCAGAACGACUCAAUUACGAGACCGAAAGGAAUAUCGUUGCGAAAUGUCCUUGAAAACGCCUUGGCCUUGACAAUAUUGGAGCACCCAUUGCUCCAAGUCGGUCUAAUUGACGAGAAUUCUAAGCGGCCCGCGUGGAUUCAGCUCGAUUCCGUCGAUUUCAGGAUCAACGUUGAGUGGAGAGAUGUUUUAAAUCCCGAGAGCAGUAGAGAGACCUUGCUUGACACAUUACAAACACAACACGACAGUCCCUUUCGAGAACUCAGUCAACGGCCGGCUUGGAGAGUCGUCGUACUGAGAUCCGAUGACUCUUCUGACUUCGAGGUCGUCUUCGCCUGGAAUCACACCGUUGCUGACGGCAUGAGUGGAAAGAUUUUCCACCAGACUUUGCUCAGAAAUCUCAACCAUACAUAUUCAGCGCAACAUCCGGCCAUUGAGCUAGUAGACCAUGUCUUGAAACUUCCGAAGCUAUCCAAACUGACACCACCGCUGGAAGAGUUGCUAAAGUUUCCAAUUUCGCCAGCAUUCGUGGCGACGGAAGGGUGGCAAUCCAUGCGGCCAUCCUUUCUGGGCUCGAAGUCACAGUAUGCAGCCACAUGGGCGCCAAUGAGGCGCACUCCUUUGAAGACAGUUAUUCGCUUGGUAGAGAUACCGAAGCAAGACUUGGAAAGGCUCCUGAUGAAAUGCCGCCAGGAGAAGACUACGCUUACAGGUUUAUUACAUGCGGUAACACUCUUGGCCUUUGCUACAAGGCUUAACGCGAACCAAGCCCGCGCUUUUGAAGCUGGAACCCCUUUCGAUCUGCGCCGCUUCAUGUCCUCAAUGCCUCCUGGCCAUGCUGGGUUGGACCCGCAUCAGACAGUCGGGAACCUUGUUGCGUACUUCACACACAAAUUUGACGCGGAUAUUGUGGCAUCCUUACGAAACAAAUUCGAGAAGGCAAUGACCAGUGCCGAUAUUCUCGAAGAAUUAGAGCGCGGGCUAUGGUCUGAAGCCACGGUUUUCAGAGAGCGAAUAACCCAGAGGCUUGAAGCCGGGACGAAGAAUACGUCACUAGGAUUGGUUAAAUUUGUUGGCGACUGGAGAAAAUUUCUGAAAGACGAGUUUAAAAAGCCGCGAGCACAUUCGUGGGAAGUCAGUAACCUCGGAGUACUCGAUGGCCAAAUUGGUGGAGAUGCAGCAAAGGAAGGACAAUACUGGACGAUCAAAAGCGCAGUAUUUUCGCAAAGCGCCGCGGUCAUCGGACCAGCGUAUUUAAUUAGCCCGGUAACCGUGAAAGGAGGAUCUUUGACCCUCGGCUGUACGUGGCAGUACGAAGUUCUUGAUCAAACCUUGGCUAUUGGUGUUACCAACGAUUUGCAGACGUGGCUGAUAGACAUAGCUCAGGGCAAAGCUCUCACCCUUGGCAAACGGUAA